AUGUCGCCGUUAAUCAUAUGUCUGUUGGACGGCAAUUGCGUAGGGGUGACGUUCACCUCGAUGCGAGGUACGUACUCCAGAAUGAUAGCUGUAGCCUGUUUCUUGUCGUUAUCUACGUUGUUGUACAAAUACUAUACUAUGAUGCCGGUGUACAAGAAAAACAUUGAAGCUUACGAGGUGUACUCGUCAACGACCGACACAGAACAUCGAAAUCGCUGGCUGUUCUUAUUGUUUCUGACCUUUUUGUACCUGUCCAUUAUACUGCCCAUUAACAUAAUGAGGCUGUUAUUAAUGUACAGAAAUGAUUCGGGGUUUUUCAUUUUGAUAUUUUUCAUGUUCAUGUAUCUGGAAAAUAUUGGCAUGUGCAUGAUAGAAAUUUAUUUCAUAAUUUUGUGUCGUACGCUGGAAAACAAGUUUUUCAAAAUCAACAAUGAUUUGGAGCAUCUUAGUUGGGAAAUCGUGGAUCCGUCAAUGAACAUCUUCGAAAAGACGAUUUCUGUCGGGCAUCGAGUGGUCUACGAUGGGGAUUUUUACAAGCCCAACGAUCAUUCAAUCGCAAAUGCCAUGGAAAUAAUACGUAUCAGACACCAGUUGAUUCGAGAUGCUGUCUACGUAUUGAUGGAUUUGUUUGGCAUACCGAUGGGCUUAUCAUUAAUUACUUUGUGUGUAUUGACGUUAUUUGACAUUUAUUACCAAGUUUUCAACUUAAUGGGUGCCAAUUCGAGGUCGUUGAUAUUUAUUUACAUGUGGUUACUACAGUACUCCAUCAGAUUUUACAUAAUAGUAGUAGUAGCUCACAAUAUGACUAAACAGUCAUUAGUGUUCUAUCUGUUACUUACAAUAAAUGGCAAAAAAACAUACUCUAUAUUGUUAAUGAUGUCUUGUAUUUAUAUUUUUUACGCUACACCUCAAAUUGUUUGCGUAUUGGAAAAUAACUGUGACAGUUCAAUAUCAACGUUUAUAAAAGGGCUGUUUGCAAGGGUGGUAGCUGUGACCUGUUUGAUAUCGAGAUGUGUUAUUUUUAUAAAGGGUAAAACUCAACUGGUACAGUAUAAAAAAAAUAUGGACGAUUUCCAUGUAUUAACACCAAUGACAUCUUCCGAAACAGAUAAAUUGAAAAAAAUGUCAUCUCGGAUCGUAUUGUGUUGCAUAUUACUAACUGUACCUGUAAAUAUGUGUAGAUUAUGGAUUUUAUAUAAUGUAGCAAAACAAACCGUUCCAUUUGUUAUUUUAGUGUACUUACAAAACUUCAGUAUGUAUUGCAUAGAAACUCAUUUUACUGUAUUGUGUUAUGUUCUUUAUCAAAAGAUUGUUGGGAUUAACAAUGAUUUAAUGGCACUUAAGACUGAUACGAUUGUGCGGAACAAAUACCCGUUCAUAUCACUAACUGGAGAGAAAUAUGGAAAAAACGAUAGCACUAUUGAAUACAAUAGAGAAGUUUAUAAAUCCCUGAUAGCCGGCUAUCCAAUGACUAAUUUCUUGGAAAACCUAAAAGCCAAACAUAAAUUAGUUUAUCAAGCUGUAAGAAAUUUAAAUAACAUGUUUGGAAUUCAUUUGGGGUUGUCAUUGUGUGCAUUGUGUUUAUACACUUUAUUCGACUUAUAUUACCACAUGCAAGCGAUAUGGAAACACUCAAAGUAUAAGAUAUUAGUCUACGGCUGGAUUUUACAAUACUUCGUUCGAUUUUUAUUAAUUACUGUCCUUGCACAUUUAACAACGAAACAGGCACUCAAAUCGAAAAUGCUUAUAACGGAUAUAAACAAUCGUUAUUUAGAUAAUAAUACUAAAGAAGAGUUACAACUUUUCCUUAAUCAAAUUUCCAGUUGUUCAAUUGAAUUUACUGCUUGCGAUUUCUUCACUUUAAACACUCAUCUAAUUACAUCUGCAAUUGCAGCUGGCACGACAUAUCUUGUUAUUUUAUUACAAUUCAAUUCAUAGAUCUACUAACAUGUUACUGAAAAUAAU
Melanaphis sacchari is the source of this 1965-nucleotide messenger RNA. Its product is annotated as putative gustatory receptor 28b. The transcript is spliced from 6 exons. Gene Ontology annotation, biological process: sensory perception of taste. NCBI's taxonomy places the organism in Eukaryota, Metazoa, Arthropoda, Insecta, Hemiptera, Aphididae. Gene Ontology annotation, cellular component: dendrite; neuronal cell body; membrane. The record is from RefSeq and is a predicted model, not a curated record. The coding region runs from base 1 to 1938 and encodes 645 amino acids.